AUGUCAAUGCCCGUGUGGGAGCAGCGUUGUGGCCGCAGGGGUGACCCCAGGGUCUCCCCCUUCCCACGCUUCCAUCCCUGGCCGCUGGUGCCCACAACCCCCGAACCAGGGCCCCCCGUCCUUAUCUUUCCACUGAGCUUCCGAGGUCCCGACGGGGCCGUGGGCCUGGAGGAGCGGCUUCUCAGAGCCGGGGUCCCCACUCCCCCAGGGUCCCUGCUGGUUCCUGGGGCUCCUGGGCAGAGGGAUUGCGCCAGUCGGAGAGAGAGGCCUACCAGUCCAUCCUGCGGUUCCUCCGACCCGGAGAAAUGCCAGGUGGACCCCCCCUUCCACCUGGACCAGAAGCUGGACCUGGUGAACGCGGCCGUCGCCUGCGUCUUCUCGCUGCCGCUCAUCGUGCCCAGCCAGAACCGGAAGGAGAGCGCCAGCCUCUACCUGCAGACGGUCCAGGCCUUAGACGACAUGCUGCAGGCCCUGGUGAUGGACGGCCGGGACCCCAACAUGGCCAUGCUGCAGAGGAUGCUGGAGAUCAUCCUGCCGUGGCUCACGAUGUCGGAGAAGGAGCAGGAGCAGAGCCGGGCGGCCUACACCACCUCCCACCUGCUGCGCUUCACCUGCAACUUCCCGGAGCUGUUGGUCCCGGAAAUGGUGAAAUUCAUUUACCACAAUAUGAACAGCAUCACCGAGGCCACGGCCCAGGAGACCAUGAGGAAGGUCCUGCAGCUGCUGGCCCAGGCCUACGCCGACGACGUCAUCCUGACUCUGCUCCAGAUGCAGGACCAGUCCCACAGGGGGAACCGCAAACCAUGGGAGAUCCUGGCGUCGAUUCCCCAAAGCUACGUGGCGAUCAUGGAGCACCUGCUACGGAGGCUGACGGUGCAUCUGAAGCACAGGGCGCCGGAGGCCAGCGACAGGACGCAGAUCUCCCCGCUGAUAACCAGGCAGCUGGGCCUCCUGCAGCCCUACGUGCUCAACUGCUGCCACUCGGAGGACGGCGAGGUCGUCACCGAGACCUUCCUGGUGCUGAGGUGCCUGGUGGAGCACCUCCCCUGGCAGAAGUUCCCCUCCUUCCUGGUGCAGCUGGCCUUCACGCUCGGGCCCUUCUUCGAGGCGGAGUCGGAGCCCCUGCGCCUGAAGGCCUUUGAGAUCUACGGGGCGCUCCUAGCCAAGGUCAAGAGGUCGUUCCUCGUGUCCCCCCUGAAGCACCAGGUGCUCAACUCGCUGGUCCUCCUGGUGGCGCACCUGGCGGACAGGGAUGCCCGC
This is a messenger RNA of Myotis brandtii (Brandt's bat), 1260 nucleotides long. RefSeq lists its product as uncharacterized. The transcript is spliced from 9 exons. The record is from RefSeq and is a predicted model, not a curated record. Lineage: Eukaryota; Metazoa; Chordata; Mammalia; Chiroptera; Vespertilionidae. Gene Ontology annotation, cellular component: cytoplasm. The annotation marks the transcript as partial.